This is a messenger RNA of Bemisia tabaci, 2425 nucleotides long. The record is from RefSeq and is a predicted model, not a curated record. NCBI's taxonomy places the organism in Eukaryota, Metazoa, Arthropoda, Insecta, Hemiptera, Aleyrodidae.
GGAGGAUAGGUUACUUGCCCGGUGGUGGCUACCGCCACUCAUGAUCAAGAAAUUGAUUUUCAGUUCGUAAAAUAUAAUGGUAAAAAUUUAAAAUCAUUCAACAUCCCUAAUGAAGAAAUAGAUGGAGAAUUUUUAAACCGUAACACAAAAUCCAUUAUUUACGUCAAGCCAUCAAGAGAUCUUACCGAUACUUCUGAUGAUUCGUCCUCAAUAUGUGAGCCAAAAUCCAAAAUUCUGAAGACAGAGUCUGCAUCAACACCGAUCUCUCCAAGUUCAUCCUCCCUGAAGACUUCAGCACAACCCAGUACCCACUCAGCUCCAUGUAAUGAAGCAAAUAUUGUUUCAGGAAACGUUUCCGAGCCAACCACGGAAAUAGCACACACCAAUUUAAUAACCAGCAGUGAUUCUGAUAGUUCUUCUUCCCUGGACUACUGGUUUAAGGAAAAACCCAAAGGAGGCCAACGAAAACUUCCACCUGAGAUUUCCUUCUUCCGGUCAUCUCCUGUCAAAGUUUCCUCCAAUUCUGAUUCAUCUCCUCAUCCGGUUUCCAGUCAAUGGGAAGAUAUUGCAUGUGCCUCAACCUCGACUGCUGCUGAUAAUAAUUUUAAACUCUCUCAUGGUAAACCUGGGACCUUUAUGUACACAGAUGAUUAUGGCCGAAAUCACAUGCUCAUUGAUGUUAAACCGGAAGAUAUUUCCCAAAAUCGAGAAAAUCGUCUCUCCGUGGCAGACGUUUUAGCUUCACUUCAACUGCAAAUGCACCUUAAAUCAACUAAGAGGCACAUUAGAGCGCGAAGGGACACUUUGUAUCCAGAUAUGUUACGUCUCCUCGAAGACCCUUCUUUUUCUGUUCUUGACCAGUUAAGUGCUCGAUUUGAAUGCGAAGCCGCUGUGGGCAAAGGUCCUUUAAAAGCCUUUCUCAACUCCCUUGUACUUGAAGUGAAGGAAGACACCAGAAUAUUCGAAGGAGCAUCAGAGAAAACUUUGACAUACUGUAAACAGAGUUUGAAAGAAGGCCUUUAUAAAAAAGCUGGACAGAUCUUGCAGUUGACUUUCUUGCAUGAAGGACCAAGACCUCAGUUUCUCUCUAAGGCUCUGUUUGAGCUCAUAUCCCAAGGAUCCUUGAAAAAUUUGGAAUUGAGGAGUAGCUUGGUUCCGGAUUUGAAUACGAGACACGCCAUUGAACAAAUGGAAAAUGCUGCAAAUCAUCAUGAAGUGAAUGCUGUCAUCCGUGAUAACGAGUCUUCCUACCUGUGUGCUGUAAAGAAGCACUUUCUUGAAGAGAAAGAGUUUUUCAAGAAAGAAGAAAUAUUGAAAGAUGUUUUGGAGUACCAUCUACAUGACAAAAUUAAAGACCCUCUCUCACAAUUUAAAGAUGGACUGAAUGAGGGAACUUCUCUUUUGAAGUAUGUUGAAGCCAAUCCUGCGGAAUUUUGGAACAUUUUUGGCUCAGUUGAUGAAGUCCUGACUGCCAAAAACUUCAUCGCAGCAUUUUCUUCCUAUCCUGUAACUGAGGAUGAAAAACGCGUUCUUGCUCAUUGGAAGCAAUUUGUCAAGGAUUGUGAAGGUGAAAGUGCUAAAGUUACCUUGACGGACAUAUUGGAAUUCGCAACUGGUAUUGAUAAUUUAUCAGCUCUCGGCCUAUCGUCAUUAAAUUUGAAAGUUCGAUUCAGUUCUGCCAGCCAACUGGCCACAAGCAGCGCCUGCAGUAACAGCGUGACACUGCCUCUGUCGUUAGCAAAGCAGGAUUACGAGUAUUUUUGUAUCAUAAUGGAGACCUCUAUCAGAGGCUCGAAAGGAUUUCUUGGCAGAAUUUGAAGCAUUUGAGAAGGAGCUUGCACCAGUUGCUGUAGAUGAUUUUUACUUUGAUGACGAUUAGGGGAAGUAUUCAAUUUAUAAUGACUUUGUUUUAAUAUUGUAUCUCCUACAGGUCAAUCCAUGCUAAAUCAAACCAAAAUUUGACCUGACUUCUUCAAAUUUGAUGAAAUUUGGUACACUCACUCUACUCAUUGAGCUGAUUCCAAAAAGUUGAUUUGUCAAUGUUUUUGUCUGUUCGUUGAACUUUUAUUGAGCUUUAAAGUUUGAGUAAAAUAACGGAGGUUAACCCCUUCAAUCAAUUGCCUGUAUUUUCAGAGCCGUUUAUUCGAUCUGAUCCGUUCUGGUGCCGAUUAAAAGCUCUUUAGACAGUUUUUCCACGUAUGCACACCGUAUUUUAAAUAAACUUCUACAUUUUUUUUUUUCAUGAAAAUUUUUGAAAUCUAAAAUUGAAGUAUCUUAAAAAGGGGUGCAUAGAAGCCUACGAUUUUUUUCCAGAGGUCGGUUAUACCUGUAUCUACACCCUUGCCAAAAAUCAAAGUGGAGACUUGGUGAAGUCAAAAGAUAUGACCGAAAAAGCUGAAUUUUUCACCGGUGCGCUAGCGCGACG